UACAGAUAUGCCGAGGGCGACAAGAUACACAUCCACCCAGCGACUCUUGAACUCUCAAAAUGUCAUCUAUAAGCGGACAGGUUCAGGCACAUGCUAGGAAGAGAGUUACGCUGGCAUGCAAUGGCUGCCGGGCUAAAAGGACCAAGUGCGAUGGAAGUCAGCCCAAAUGCAGUGCUUGCAAUUAUCGUCAACAGAAGUGCGAGUAUACACAAGUUGAGAGUAAGAGAAAACGUCAUAGCAAUGCGUACAUCAUGGCUUUAGAAGCACGCGUUGCGAGUCUUGAGAAAAUGCUAGCCAUUGCUUUGCAACGGCCUGCUGCCAACAAUUGUAACUGCAACGGUAAAGCCACGGCCACUAUCGUUCUGCCAGAUCCCGCAUUCAUUACUGCACCAUUUGGUGAGGAAGAGGAUGAAAAAUCAGUCGAUGAGCUUGCGGAUACGCUUGGAUGCUUUACUCUGGGAGAUACUGGAGAGUUGCGGUUCUUUGGAGCGUCCAGCAACUUCAACAUUAUUCAGAAUCCUUCUCUGAAAGUUGCAUCUUCGGUUGAGGCACGAAACUUGGGUAUCGCCGCAGCCCGACAAAUGCCAGACUUCUUUGAGCCCACAAAUGAACUUCGGGACCAUCUACUUGGCUUGUAUUGGCGAUGGCAAAAUUCAUGGCAGUACAUUGUGCCUCGGGAGUCUUUCGUCCUUGAUCUCUACGUCGAAAAAUCUGGACGCUUCUGCACCCCUCUCCUCCUCACAGCCAUACUUGCUCUUGCGUCUCGUUACUCCUCACAUCUUGAACUACGAACGGACCCUACCGAUCCGAAUACCGCGGGGGAAGCCUUUGCAGCUCAGGCUAAAACAAUGCUCCAUUGUGAAUACGAAGCCCCAACAACGUCGACCGUCCAAGCCACAGCGUUACUCGGACUGUUCUGGGCUUCUGUGGAUAAUGAAGGCCUCGGGUUCAUGUAUAUCGGCAUGGCGUCCCGCAUGGCGAUGAACUUGGGACUACAGUCAGAUUGUACAUCUUUCGCAUCAAAAGGCUUAAUAUCUGACAAAGAUGUUGAGGCACGCAAUGUGACUUUUUGGGGCAUAUAUGUGCUUGAUAAACUAUACUGUCUCGGAAUGGGAAGGCCUGCUAGUAUUCAGGAGUAUAACAUCACCACGACAAAACUGAAAACUCAGUUCUGUCCUGUUCCCUUCCUUUCUGAAGAACAGGAGAGGAUAUCUGCGCCUUUCCCCACUUCCCACAUUACAGAAAAUGCCAUGUACAUGUGUGAACUUCUAAUCAUCACAUCCGAAGUAGUUGAUCAAUUGUAUGCGCAGAGGUUCCCUUGGACCGGGAGAGAAAGAGAGGAUCAAGUAAUGAAAGCACACCUGCGAUCAGUCAAUUUUUUUGACGAACUCCCAAAGUCUCUCAAGAUUUCCGAAUCAAGCUUGCAAUGUUCGCCACCAUAUGUAUAUCAGCUUCACCUACAGUACCACCAUGCUAUACUUCUACUGCAUCGUUCAUUCUUCAAGGCCCUUUAUCCCGGCCAGAGUUCCUUCGAAUACGACCCAGAUGGGAAAGAUAUCCACUCGCGGUCUUGUAAAGAUUCAGCAGUGAAGAUUUCAAGGAUUCUCCGAAUUUACGGGAACAACUACAAAAACCAGUAUCUUCCAAUCUCUGCAGUGCAUCCAGCCUUUACAGCAGCUAUCAUACACCUGCUAGAUCUCAAGUCCACUGGAUCUAGUACGCGAAGCGAGGCGAGACGAUGUCUUUACAUAUGCAUCAAAGCUCUUUACGAGAUGAAUACUAACUGGAACUGGGCCAACCGGUCCAUUCGGGCUAUCCAGUCGCUUGCUGACCAGUGGGAGGUUGACAUAUGGACAUCCGGUCUGAGAGACGAGAUUAGCGUAGAGAGUCAACAGCAUUUUGAGAGGUAUGAAGGUGGGCGUGGGCGUUUGUUGACGGGCUUUGGGCAAGAAUCAACUGAUGAGUUGGAGAAGUUGUUUCCCACAGAAACAUUGGAUGACCUUUUUAAUGCUUGGACAUAUGAGCAGAAUUCGACGAGCCUGGCUUUCAACUUCAUAGAUCAAAAUUGAUUACAAGUUGAUAUGGUCCACCGAGAGGCUGGAAAGCCGUAGGCUCUCGAGACAUAAUAGCUUAGCGAUAUGGGAUGGUUCCGUCCAUGGGUAAUAAGGAGCAUGCGUCACAUUUAAUACACGUCUGGA
This is a messenger RNA of Ilyonectria robusta, 2198 nucleotides long. Its product is annotated as fungal-specific transcription factor domain-containing protein. Gene Ontology annotation, biological process: regulation of DNA-templated transcription; DNA-templated transcription. Lineage: Eukaryota; Fungi; Ascomycota; Sordariomycetes; Hypocreales; Nectriaceae. The transcript has 7 exons. The record is from RefSeq and is a predicted model, not a curated record. Bases 60 to 2069 code for a protein of 669 amino acids. Gene Ontology annotation, molecular function: zinc ion binding; DNA-binding transcription factor activity, RNA polymerase II-specific; DNA binding.